Molecule: messenger RNA, 1850 nt
Organism: Chinchilla lanigera (long-tailed chinchilla)
Lineage: Eukaryota; Metazoa; Chordata; Mammalia; Rodentia; Chinchillidae
Gene: Bcap29
Product: B-cell receptor-associated protein 29
Exons: 7
Coding region: 93-821 (242 amino acids)
Biological process (GO): intracellular protein transport; endoplasmic reticulum to Golgi vesicle-mediated transport
Cellular component (GO): endoplasmic reticulum; endoplasmic reticulum membrane
Source: RefSeq, a predicted model, not a curated record
ACCCGGACGCCGCGCCCGGGCCGCUGACCUCGUUUCCUUCCAAGGAGCGAAGUAAAAUAAGUGUUUCUCUGUUUAGGUGCGAGGACCCAAAAAUGACAAUCCAGUGGGUGGCAGUUGCAAGCUUUCUGUAUGCCGAAAUAGGACUCAUUUUACUCUUCUGUGUACCUUUCAUUUCUCCUCAGAGAUGGCAGAAGAUUUUGUCAUUUAAGGUCUGGGGUAAAAUUGCAACAUUUUGGAACAAGGCUUUCCUAACAAUUAUAAUCCUGUUGAUUGUUCUAUUUCUAGAUGCUAUCAGAGAAGUGAGGAAAUACUCCUAUGCUCAUUCCCUGGAGAAGAUCACAACCACCAAAACUACUAGUGCCUAUGAACAUACGCAGAUGAAACUUUUCAGAUCGCAAAGAAAUCUUUACAUUUCAGGAUUUUCAUUAUUUUUUUGGCUGGUAUUGAGACGUCUGGUAACACUUAUUACUCAACUGGCAAAAGAACUAUCAAACAAAGGAGUACUUAAAACUCAAGCAGAAAAUACUAAUAAAGCUGCCAAGAGAUUCAUGGAAGAGAACGAAAAACUAAAACGGAUCCUGAAAAGCCCUGGCCCAGAUGAGGAACACGUUUUGGAAGCAGAAAAUAAAAAACUAGUAGAAGACCAGGAAAAACUGAAAACCGAAUUAAAGACGACUUCAGCUGCCCUUUCUAAGGCACAAAACGAUGUGAUGACAAUGAAGAUGCAAUCAGACAGACUUUCAAAAGAAUAUGAUCGACUCUUAAAAGAACACUCAGAACUUCAGAAUCGUUUUGAAAAAGGCGGUAAGAAAGACCUGUGAACUUUAUAAAAGAAGACUGUGAUAUACCAUGUCAAGAUAAUAAAUUUGUUAUGAUGGCAGCCACAAGAAAAUUUAAAAUUCAGUUUGGAGAAUGCACUAUGAUUGACCAAUAGUUUAUAUUUUUUACUACUACACAUAGGGUGUAUAGUAAUAAUACUGUCAAAAUAUUUGAUAAUGUUUCAGAUAUAUUAUAAAGUGUAUAUUCCAGCUGUUUUAAAAACUGUAAGCAUGUUAAAUGUCAUCUUUACAUUUGAUAAUAACAUUGGUGUAUGAUGGCUGUUUACAGAUAAAAAAAAAAUUCACUAGCCAGUUACUUCCAAAAUUAGAUUUUUAAAGUUGCAUGAAAACAUUAAUACCCUUAAAGGCUUUGAUGCCUUUUCAUUACUAAUAUAAUUGGAUGAUGAUGCUAAUGUAUUUGAAAGUAGUGCUUACUAUCAGCAAAUUUGUUUACAUGGAAAUUAAAUAAGGAUAAAUAAUAAGAAUUAGCCACUAUGUUUAUAGAAAAGACUUAGAAAGAAUAAUGAAAACAAUGACCUUUUUUUUUAAGAUUGAUAGUACUAUGGUUUGCUAUAAUAAGACAGCUAUAUUGGUAAUUAUAUUUUUGUUACUGUUGGACUUUUUUAUUGACCUUUGUGCUAGUACCACAUAAUUAGUAAGUAUUCUACCUUUUCAGAUUCCUCUAGCAGUAGGGUUUAUAUCUCUUUGCAUAGCUGUCACAGCACUGAACUGAACUUACUUUGCAUUGUGGAAUUUUUGACUUAAAAAGUUAAUAUGUAACAUAUCCAAAAAACUGUUUUCUCUGGAUUUGAGAGUUCUACAAAUAUUACCUCAAACUUACGCACACUGGUGUCAUGUAGUUUCGCUGAGAUGUUUCUGUAUUCUGAAUAUUAAAUAUUAUUUUUCCAUUCAAUACUCAUUUAGAGCUAAUGAUUGUAAUAUUGAUUUGAUUUUGGUUGUUUUCGUGUUUAAACAUAAAGAUCCACUUCCUUGUCUCAUAAAGAUCUAACUAUAAAAGAAAAUGAAAAAUAA